AUGGGAGGAGCGGCGGAGCUUCGGAAUGAGCUUCCCGGCGGGCUCCUGGGACAUCUGCUGGUGGUGGCGCUCUCUCACCUGCCUCUGAUCUGGUCAUCUGAUCCCCUCCUCUCCCCCAAGGGCGUCAACUAUGAAGGUAAGGUCUUCCUAUGUGCAUAGUUGGAUGGAGUGCGUACAUGGAUAGACUGGACGAAUGCUUCUCUCUCUGUUCGACUUGACGCAGUGGCGGCGCUGAUGUCGGUGAAGAGUAAGAUGAGGUGCGCGGUUGGGGCGAUGGACGGGUGGGACAUCAACUCGGUGGACCCUUGCACUUGGUCGAUGGUCGGCUGCUCCCCCGACGGCUUCGUCAUCUCCCUGUAAGCGUCGUAUCCCUCCCGCCCUCUCUCUCUCUACAGCAUCUCCUGUUCCACUCUUUUCGGGUUCUUUGUCGCCUUCCUGACCUGGUGGUGGUGGUGGUGAAAUGGUGGCGGCGUGUGUUGCAGUGAAAUGGCCAGCAAUGGGUUCAUCGGGACGCUGUCGCCGAGCAUCGGGAAUUUGAGCCACCUCCAGACCAUGUGAGUGUUCCGUCCAUGUUUCUAGGAGAAGGCCGGAUGGGCUACAUCUUUUUUUUCCCGAGAAGUUCGGAUCUAAAUCAAAAACCUCAGCGAAUUUACAACCAUACGAUGAAAUCUGUUCUCUACCUGGUGGCUGCCUGAGCAGUGAAAGGAGGGUUGAAAAGGGUCCGAUUCCUCACAGUGGAAGGCCCCACAACGGUGGCUUCGUGGGCUCUUCAGCAAUCUGUUGUUUGGUUGCUGCAAUGCUGCUCAGUGUGGCUUUAUAUUCAUAAAUAAUUAAAAAAAAAAAUCAGUGAUCCCAUGAUGCUGCUACUGCUGAUCUUUCAUAUUCUUAGGUGUCGAUUUGAUGCUACAAGGAAGAAAAUCCUGCUGAUGUUCAUCCGAUCCUUCUUCCGAGAUCUAAUAGAUGCCAUCCUGUUUAGUCGAGAAAUAACCUUUUUCAAGCACCGUGGAUGAAAUUCGUCGGUAGAAUGAUGCUUCACAACUAGUGAAUGAAUUAUUUUUUUUGGCGCAGGUUACUGCAGAACAACAGGAUAUCAGGGCCGAUUCCUCCUGAGAUUGGGAAGCUGUCGAAGCUAAGGACUCUUGACCUCUCCGGUAACCAGUUUAUUGGGCAAAUUCCAUCUUCUCUAGGGUCCCUGAUCAAUCUAAAUUACCUGUAAGUGCGUCGAGACUCUCGCUAUGUCCGCUGAUUGCUGCGCUUACGGAGGGGAAUGUAAAUAAAAAAAAAUUCCCCUGGCCCAUUUAAAUUUUUCAGGAGGCUUAAUGGAAACAACUUAUCCGGGCCUAUCCCUGGAACUGUUGCUGGUCUCUCGGGCCUUUCGUUCUUGUAUGCUUCCCAUCCUAUGCUUGGUUGUGACUUAUUUUCAAGGUUCAUUGCUAAAAUUUGCACGACCAACAUGGUGCAGGGAUCUAUCUUUCAACAAUCUCAGCGGUCCAACUCCCAGAAUACUUGCUAAGGAUUACAGGUAAGAUGGGUGUAUUGGCCACCCAUUCAAAACAUUUUCUUUUCGGCGAUCUUGACGAGGAUAUGAAAGAAGUAUUAAGGGCCACAUGCCUGAGUUGUUCCCCGUUAAAAGCAUAUCGAGUCUUCUCUUAGCAUAAGCAACGGAGUGGAAUAGAAAUCUGCAUCCAAAAUUCAAAUCUUCACCCUUUUUAGAUUCCUAAAGCCUUCAUCUUGCUGCUUUAGAAUCUGAACGGCCCCUUGGGAAUCCGGACCGCUUUAGAGUGAUUAGCGCUCUGGAAAAUGAACCUUGAGAAUUCAUACUUUCAACAUGGAUCAAAUCUCGGAAUUGGGCACAUAAAUAUCAAUCUUUGAAUGGAUCCAAGAAACCCCCCUCCCCCGGUGGGGAAUUCAUGUAGUACAAUUUCUUCUUCUUUUUUUUUUUCCCUUUUCCCAUGGGUCUCCCUUAAACGACGUUUUCCUCUCUAGUGUUGCAGGGAACAAGUUUCUGUGCACUCCGUCAGUCUUGCAAGGGUGUGUGGAAGUCCCAGUGCCAGUCAAGGGUAAUAAUCCCUUCUGCGUUGAGUUGAUAUGCCAAUGCUCUCUGUUUUAGUUUGACGUACAUUCAAGGUAUCUGGUCCAUUUAUUUUCGCAGAAAUGGAUGCUUCAUCGAGGGCUAGCGAUCACCAAAUGGUGGUUGCCGUCUCUGUGACCCUUGGCUCAGCCCUUGCGGUCUCUUUAAUGGUGAUCGUUUGCUGGCAUCAGUGGAACAGAUGCCCUGUUGGUUUCGCUCUAGAUGGUACUCCUCACCACGGCAGUAGCCUCUCUGAAAAUCGAUUUCCUGUCAUCUAAACGGUAAAUCAGUGUUUUUUGUUUUGUUUUGCUGCAGAGCAGCAAGAUUACGAGUUUGAUAUCGGGCACUUGAAAAGGUUUACGUUUCGGGAGCUCGUAAUGGCCACGGAUAACUUCAGUCCGAAGAACAUCCUGGGCCAGGGCGGCUUCGGAGUGGUUUAUAAAGGACUCCUUCGGAAUGGUGCGGUGGUGGCCGUGAAGAGGCUGAAGGAUCCGAACUUCACCGGCGAGCUUCAGUUCCAAACGGAGGUGGAGAUGAUCGGCUUAGCCCUCCAUCGCAAUCUCCUUCGUCUGUAUGGGUUUUGCAUGACCACGAAUGAAAGGCUACUGGUUUACCCUUUCAUGCCUAAUGGCAGCGUCGCAGACCAGCUGAGAGGUUUGUCCGUCUCUGAGCGCCUCCUCGCAACUAGACAAGAUGACUCCCAACUGAAAAUAUCAUUUCAUUCUUCUGCUUGUUGAGACGACAUCACAUCGCCGGGUUUUAAUUUGUUUUUUGAGUUUGCUUCCUAAAGUCAACUCUGUUCUUCCAGGCAGGUGCGGGGAGAAACCAUCCUUGGACUGGAGCAGGCGCAUGGGCAUUGCCCUCGGAGCUGCACGGGGGCUUCUCUACCUUCACGAACAGUGCAACCCGAAGAUCAUCCACAGGGACGUGAAAGCUGCGAACAUCUUGCUCGACCAGAGCUUCGAGGCGGUGGUCGGGGAUUUCGGCCUGGCAAAGCUCCUCGACCGCCGGGACUCCCACGUCACCACCGCCGUGAGGGGCACCGUCGGCCACAUCGCCCCGGAAUAUCUGGCCACCGGGCAGUCCUCGGAGAAGACGGACGUCUUCGGCUUUGGGAUUCUCCUCCUGGAGCUGGUCACGGGGGGAAAGUCCUUGAGCGCCGGCAAUGGCCAUGCCCACAAAGGGAUGAUGUUCCUCGACUGGGUAAGCGGCGGCGGCGGCGGCGGCGUCUUGUCUCCCUCUCCUUUCAGUCUCUUGGAUGUUCGGUUCUUACCUUUCAUCUUGACCUGUCUUUCAUUCUUGAUGUUCUUAAUAAUUCGCAGGUGAGGGGUGCGUACGAGGGGAAGAGGCUGGAGACAUUGGUGGAUAAGGAGCUCUGUGGGUCUGUUGAUGAGAUGGAGCUGGAGAAUGCCGUAAGGCUGGCCCUGCUCUGCACCCAGGCCCUCCCUGGCCUCCGGCCGAAGAUGUCGGAGAUUGUGAAGGAAUUGGAAGGUGGGUCCGCCGCCGGGGCCCCAGGAGAGGAAUCUAUGGCGGCCAACCUCUGCGAAAGAUCGUGCAGUUUCUCCAGAGGCCACGAGUACCCCCCACCGGAUGAGUCCUCCUUCAUCAUCGAACCGAUUGAGCUCUCGGGCCCCAGAUGA
Spirodela intermedia is the source of this 3711-nucleotide messenger RNA. Lineage: Eukaryota; Viridiplantae; Streptophyta; Magnoliopsida; Alismatales; Araceae. The record is from the annotation of a GenBank genome assembly.